Messenger RNA from Vespula pensylvanica (western yellowjacket), 1330 nucleotides. RefSeq names its product galactose mutarotase. Gene Ontology annotation, biological process: beta-D-galactose catabolic process via UDP-galactose, Leloir pathway; glucose metabolic process. The coding region runs from base 135 to 1268 and encodes 377 amino acids. The transcript is spliced from 5 exons. The record is from RefSeq and is a predicted model, not a curated record. Lineage: Eukaryota; Metazoa; Arthropoda; Insecta; Hymenoptera; Vespidae. Gene Ontology annotation, molecular function: aldose 1-epimerase activity; carbohydrate binding.
CAGUCUUCGAGUUUACGUUAACCUGUGAUGUUCGUGAAGUUAUUUUUUUAAUAACUAAUACGUAUUUUCAUUAAAGUUAAUAAUUCUUUUAAUAUUCGUGAUAUAUAUCCCUUUGAGUUUGUUAAUUGGUCAUUAUGUCGAAAAAGCAACAUAUCAUUUUGUUGCUCGUGCAACUAAUUGGAUUAGGUAUGACCGAAUGUAAAUCAAGUUUAAUAACGGCCCAGAAUUGGGGAUCGAUUAAUGGACGAGUCAUAGAACAAUAUACGUUAAAAAAUGAAGCUGGUCAAGAAGUGGAUAUCAUCACGUACGGUGCAACGAUAACUAGUAUUAGAAUACCAGAUAAACAUGGCAAUAUAGACGACAUACUUCUUGGCUUCGACAAUAUCUCUGGUUAUCUAUCUUCCGAUAAUCCGUAUUUCGGUGCAACAGUUGGUCGAGUCGCAAAUCGUAUCGCAAAGGGACGUUUCGUUAUAGAUGGUAAAAAAUAUCAAGUAUCACGAAAUAUCGGCGAGAAUAGUCUUCAUGGAGGUACGAAAGGUUGGAGUUUCAAAGUAUGGAAUGCUACAAUCGAGAAUGGUUCUGUCGUGAUGACCUUGUUAAGCGAGGACGGAGACGAAGGUUUCCCUGGCGCCGUAAUCGCAUCGGCAACGUUUAGAUUAUCGAACGAUGGAGAAUUGUUCAUUGAAAUGAAAAGUUUUACUAGUAAACCUACUCCCAUCAAUUUAACUAAUCAUGCGUAUUUCAAUCUCGCCGGUCAUGGAACUAAUGCGGAAGAAUUGUACAAGCAUCGAAUCGUUCUCAAUGCUGAUCGUUGGACCGUUACGGAUUCAGACAGUAUUCCUACUGGAGAGAUCAGGUCUGUUAAGGACAGCAUUAUGGAUCUUAGAAAACCGACGGUACUUGGUGAUGUCAUCGAUAAAGUACCUGGCGGCGGAUAUGAUUACAAUUUUUGUUUACCCGAGAAAAGUAGUAAAGUCAAUGAAAAUCGAUUCGUUGCGGAAGUCGAACACGUAGGUUCAGGUAGAUAUAUGACGGUCCACUCGAAUCAACCAGGUGUCCAAUUGUAUACAGCUAAUUUUCUACCUGCUACUAAUGCCACUGGUAUACUUGGCAAAGAUGGAAAACGUUAUUUCCGACACGGUGCUCUUUGUUUGGAAACACAAAACUAUCCUGACGCUGUUAAUCACGCAAACUUUCCAAAUAGUAUUCUGAGACCAGGACAAUUAUAUCUGCAUACUGUUUGCUACAAGUUCGGAGUUAAGAAGUAAAAGAAUUUUAAUUAUCUAUGAGAAGUAAAUAGAAGGUAUAAAUAAAUAAUAUCAAUACUGCA